UCUUCCCAGAUUCCCCCAGAUCUUCACUGACUGUGACUCCAGACAGUCCUGUAUUCACUGGAGAGACAGUCAAUCUGAAGUGUGUGAUUGAGUCUCACAGUAACUGGAGAUAUGAGUGGUAUAAAGACACAGACAGUGUAAUGUUACAGACGUCUGAUGGUUACACUGUAAACAGAGACACUCUCACUAUCAGAGGAGUAAUUACAUCUGAUCAGGGUCAGUACUGGUGUAGAGGACAGAUAAGAUCAGUCUCAUCUCAAUCAAACUCUGUUUCUCUCUCAGUGAAGGACUCUUCAUCUUCUCUUCUGGUCACUGCUGUGGUUGUGGGAUCCAGUGUUUUCUUGUUGAUCUUCAUCUCUCUGCUGCUGCUGUGGAGAUACAAGAAGAACAAAGAUCAGCAGCGUAACAUUAACCAGACAUCAGUCCCAAAUCAAUCUGCAGAACCUCAACCAGAAAACUUUCCUCUACAGUCUGCAGAUUCUUAUCAGAUUUGUGACGUUGUGACUGAAGUGAAGAAGAGAGACAAAGGUGAUCCAGAGCCAUUGGCAGAUGUCACAUAUUCAGAGAUCACUGUCAAGAAACACAAGAAAAAGAUGAACAAAGGGAAGAGCAGUGAGUCUGGAGACACUUUGUACUCUGAACUGAAGCACAACACAGACAGAGAUGCUGAUGCUGGUGAUGAAACUUGUGCUCAACCUUUGAGGAAGAAGAAUAAAACACACAAGAAUUAUGUCUCUGAGUGCAGUGAAGACAACAGACGGCUAAAAGAGAUUCACAGCAGCAGACACAGUGACGCUUGCAUUGCUUCAGAAAUGAAUCUGAGUGAACUGCUUACACACCUCUUUUCCACUCAUCUCGACUCCAGCUGUCUGUCGUCUGUGUUGAAGACAAGACUUUUGGACGAUGUACUGAGACCAGAGAGCUCCUCACAAUCUCAACAGAAUGAACCGCACUUCAGCUGCCGUGUACAGCUGAAAACAGAACUCAAAUGA
Messenger RNA from Carassius carassius (crucian carp), 992 nucleotides. RefSeq lists its product as uncharacterized. Lineage: Eukaryota; Metazoa; Chordata; Actinopteri; Cypriniformes; Cyprinidae. The coding region runs from base 141 to 992 and encodes 283 amino acids. The record is from RefSeq and is a predicted model, not a curated record. The transcript has 9 exons.